UAUGUUGGAGGGGAGCGCGCGGCGGACUGUUCUGACUCGGCAGAGAGAGACGGAGGGAGACGAACAGCAACUCGAAACACAACUAACUCACAGCUCCGCUCUAGUGGCAGACCCGGACAUCUGGAAUUACUUUUACAAACUCCGUCUCUCGGACUCCUCUCCCAAACUAGCAGUCGUGGCAAACGAAGCCCAGAAGUAAACACCAGCUGCGCUCCGGGAUCCUGGUUGGUUCUCCAAUGAAAGAUCUACUGCAGCUCGUCAGCUCAGAAGCAGCAAUGUCGACCUCCAUCCUGACCGCCAUCUACGACAUCGACAUGCUCUACAAGCCUGAGAAAAACUUUAACAUGAACGCCCUCCACUUCAACAACCUUCUGGACAAGAAGGCGGUGGGCGCCCCUCUGUCCAGCCCGGCCAGCGCCACCAGCUGUCCUAUCGCUCCGGGAUUUUUCCGCCGCAACUCGGCUGGCAGCACGGAUUUGCAGCCGAGCAACGGCAACAAGUACACGUACAAGGACAGCAGCAGCACCACCGCCAUGCUGAACAAGGAGAACAGCUGCAGCAGGUACCGCGAGCGCGCCUUCAGCGAGGGCGGGGAGCGCACGCAGGCGCAGCCGCAGCAAGCGCAGCAGAAGGCGGCCUCGCAGAUCAACUCCACCCGCUACAAGACGGAGCUCUGCCGGCCCUUCGAGGAAAACGGCGCCUGCAAGUACGGCGAGAAGUGCCAGUUCGCGCACGGUUACCACGAGCUGCGCAGCCUCUCUCGACACCCCAAGUACAAGACGGAGCCGUGCCGCACCUUCCACACCAUCGGCUUCUGCCCUUACGGCCCGCGCUGCCACUUCAUCCACAACGCGGACGAGCGCCGGCCGGCCCCGGCCAGCCACAGCCACUCGUCCAACGGGGCCGAGCCCAAGUGCUCCAGCGGCGGCUACGUGCCCCGAGAUGCGCCCCCUGUCGGCGGUCCGGCUUAUCGCGACAGACCCAAGCUCCACCACAGUCUCAGCUUCGCCGGCUUCUCCACGCAGCACGGCCUGGACUCGCCGCUGCUGGACACCAGCCCCACGUCCCGCACGCCCCCGCCCCCUUCCUCCGGCUUCUACGAGGACGCGCUGGCGCCCAGCCCCUUCUCCUUCCCCGCCGGCCAAGACCUGAAAGCGCUGCUGGCCCCUCUAGCUGUGCAGACGGCCGGCGGCUACGCCACCUCGUACUACGGCAGCUUCCAGACCCCGGUGGGUCCCCCCUCGCCCCCUUACAACCUGAGCCACCUGCAGGCGCUGCAGCGCCUCUCGGAGUCGCCGGUCUUCGACUCCCCGCCCAGCCCGCCGGACUCCAUCUCCGACCGCGACAGCUUCGCCAGCGGCUCGCUCAGCUCCUCCGGCAGCCUCAGCGGCUCCGAGUCGCCCAGCCUGGACGGCGGGCGGCGUUUGCCAAUCUUCAGCAGGCUGUCGAUUUCUGAUGAUUAGAGGUCUGAGCUGAUCUGAGAUCUGAGAUGAGGACGCGUGUGUUUGGAUUUUCCUGUUUCCAGGACUGGAGGAGCUGAGAUGAUUCCAGACUGUUAGUUAGCUGAGAUAAGCUAAAUUAUAAAAGCAGCAGCAGAGUCUCAUUCACGACGACCUGUGAGAGUUUUACAGACUUCAACAUCCAGGGAGAUGGAUUGUCUGUCACACCAUGGCAUUAGUUUUGUUUCUUUCCUUCUCUAUCUCUCCUUUCUGCUUUUGAACUGAUAGCUAUGAAAGUAGCUCGAUAUCAACAGAAGGCAUUCCAGCAGCGUGUGCUCCAGCAGACCCUCACUUUCCGCGCACACGCUUCUCUUUCUUUCUGCACAGAGACUGACCUUUUCUUCAGUAUGAGAGACAGAGCGGUUUCAGAUUUUCCUCCAUCCUACCAAGAAUAUGCCUUGACGAGUUCCAGUUUGCAAAGUAGCCUAAAUAUCUCAGUGUAUGCGCUUCUGAAAGCUCAAACACACACAAAACAAAACAGAGCGACUUCCAUUCCAAAAGUAUGAUGAUGAUGAUGAUGAACCAUAUGGUAUGCAGCAGCAGCAGUUUCACAGCAGCGCCACACGGUGGUCGGCUCGGUUAGUGUAGUGUGCUGCUUAGUUGAAGCACUCUUGUUGGGUUUGUUGGGAAAUCACUGCUGAUGGUUGAAUAUAUAUAUAUUUUUUAGCUGUUUUUGAGUGAUUUACAUAGCAGUACGUAACUGGCUAUGACCUAUUUAACUUAUUUAUUAUCUUUGUGAAAAAAAGUAUAGGCUACAUUUUUGGUCAUUUGUGUCCAUACUGUAUUUAUCAAGUAUGUUGAAGCAAUAGAUCUAUAUUCUUUUAUUAUGUUUAAAUUAUGAUCGCCAUUAUUAAUCUACAUAAGUGGAGUGUAUGUUCUUUUCACAGUAAUAUAUUUUUUUUCUUUUUGUUUGGUCUCUUUUUUGUAACUUCACUUCGUUAUUUUAUUGUAAAUGAGUAAGAAAUCUUAAUUUAAGAGAUUGUAUGUGAUAUUUAUUUCAUUAAUUUUGUUUCCUUGUUUACGUUCAUUAAAAAAACAUUUGAGUGAUUGCCGUUUGUUUGGGAUGUUGCUUGUGGAAGACAAGUUUUUGGGGGGAAUCCCUAGAUGUGUCCUUUUUUUAUAAGCAAAAAAAGCUUUUAGAUACAUCUGUAGAAUGUAUAAACUGUGUGGUUGUCAAGACCGUCCAAACCAGUGCUUUUUUUAUAUAUAUAUAUUUUUUAUUUUUCUCCCCCAGUCAGUGACAAAGAUCCCAAGUACUUAAGUACAGAAAUUAACCAAAAAGUAUUGUUUUGGUUUUAUUUUUUUUUUCCUUUCAUAUAAAGCACAGAGUCAGGUUAAGACUCCUACCACGUGCUUUGAGAAUGUAGCAAUCCAGUGCCCCAGUAUUAUUAUUAUUAUUAUUAUUAUUAUUAUUAUUAUUUACUAUUGUGUAGUGCCUAAAAGGGGUCCACCAUCCUUACAUGCCUUACGAUUAACCAAAUAAAGUAUUUUCAUACAGGUUGUUUUUACACACAAGGAGUUAAAUAAAUAAAUGAAUGAAUGAAUGUAGGUUUGAAUUAGAUUUUUUUUUAUUGAAAAGGUUGUUACCACUUAUCAAAAGAGGGGCUUUGGAGCAACCAGCAAAGCUUUUUAAUUUCCUCUUUUUUUUCUUAUUUUUAUUUUUAAGACUCCUUAGUCCUUUAGACUUUAGUUGGACUUUUUCUUCUUUUGUUCCCUUGAUUGCCUUCGAUGUGGUCCAAGAUUUCUGGACUUUGCUGGAUGGGGAAAGAGGUUGAAAACCUUCUUUUUUUUGGUUUGUUUUGUUUGUACAUAGUAGGUACACGGGAUGGGCACUAUGUACUUUUCUUGACUACUUUUAUCCGAAGUAAAGCUUUUUGAAUGUAACUUAAAAACGGACAAAAAAAGACGACGAGUUGUAACAUACUUGUUUCUGGGGAGUCAGUUCACUACAAAUUGCGUGUGAGACUGUUAACUUUGUACUGUACAUUUUUUUUUUGUAGUUCUCCCAAUAAAAUGAUUUUGGAAAAAAACA
This is a messenger RNA of Astyanax mexicanus (Mexican tetra), 3531 nucleotides long. RefSeq names its product mRNA decay activator protein ZFP36L2-B. The transcript has 2 exons. The record is from RefSeq and is a predicted model, not a curated record. Gene Ontology annotation, molecular function: mRNA binding; metal ion binding. The coding region runs from base 237 to 1463 and encodes 408 amino acids. Lineage: Eukaryota; Metazoa; Chordata; Actinopteri; Characiformes; Acestrorhamphidae.